Molecule: messenger RNA, 8708 nt
Organism: Diospyros lotus (date-plum)
Lineage: Eukaryota; Viridiplantae; Streptophyta; Magnoliopsida; Ericales; Ebenaceae
Product: U-box domain-containing protein 5
Exons: 5
Coding region: 6022-8268 (748 amino acids)
Biological process (GO): protein ubiquitination
Cellular component (GO): cytoplasm; nucleus
Molecular function (GO): ubiquitin-protein transferase activity
Source: RefSeq, a predicted model, not a curated record
CAAAUGUUUUAACUUGUGAGUGUUCCUACCUACAUAAAACUUGGUUUUGGUUAUUCCUAAACUUGAUUUAGUUCAUGCAAAUGAUUUGAUUGCAUGUGAACAGUUUAAUCUGUUAUGAUUGUUUUCAUAUGGGAGUUUCAUCCUAAAAUGUUUAUUCUUGUACAUUAAAUUUUGUGUGAUAAAUUAUGUACAUGAAAUGUUGUUUUAUAUGAUGCAUCGAUUCAUGGUAUGUGGCAUUGGCAUGUUUUUGUGUUAUUCAUGUAAGAUGUGAGAUGUCAACUUGUGAUGUGGCACUUGAGUGAUAGCACUAGCGAAGCGUGUCAAGGAUUAAUGCUCACUUGUAACGGGGCCUGAGAGUGGACACCACCCUUGCGAGUCGACAAGUGGCAGGGCUGCGAGUUGACACCACCCCGAGGCCUUUGAACGGUAGUAUUGUUUUCGAGGUGGACGUGGAUUCCCAAGAAUAGUGUUGAUCAUCAUGUGGCCAGGACUUGUGUUGACGUGGUUUGGAAUGCUUCUGAGUGGGAACGUAAUGAUGAUGGGGUGAUUCCCGGGUUCAUGCAUUGAUGUUGCCCCUCUUAAGCUAGAACGGUGUUAUGCCAAUGUGGUUGUGUUGCCUUUAGAGAGAUUGCAUUUUCCCUGGUUAGGGUUAAGUGCUGUGUAGGAUUCUCUUGGCUUGGGACAUGUCAAGGGAUAUGCCAGUUUUGUUUCAUGUCUUGCAUUCAUUCAUAAAAAUGUUUUGAACUCUCACUUUGAUGAUUCAACAUCUAAUUUUGGAUUUUGUCCCUGGAAUAUUCAAAUGUUCCAAGUGAAAACAACGGUGCGAAGGGAAAAGGGAUUACCGAGGAGUGACGAAGAUUAGUAGGUGGUUCGUAGCAUAUCUUUUGAUUAUGAUGUAUAUCUUGAUGAUGUCAUGUUUGAUGAUAGUACAUUUUUUAUGUUAUGAAUAAAAUGGUUCGAUUAUGUACCGUUUGAGGUUUCGAUCUAGCUUUCGCAUUUAUGAUGAUUUACCUGUCUUAGCUUAUUAAUUCUUACUUUGAUAUGUUGAGAAGGUAUAAUGAGAUCGUUGGGGAAUGAUUUGUGUGGAGUUUAUGUUAGAAAAAAAUAUAUCCCCGAAAUUUUACGUUAUCUAAUGCCCUGGGAAAAGUGGGGUGUUACAUGCGUUGUUGACUGCAGUCUACAUUCUUAACUGUGUUCCAAACAAGUUCAUGCCUUCUAUCCCUUAUGAGUUAUGGACUGGUAGAAGCCCAAACUUGGAUCACUUGCGGCCUUGGGGGUCAACUGGAUAUGUUCAUAACACGUCCCACAAGUAUGACAAACUUAGACCAAGAGUUAGCAAGAAGGUGUUCAUUCGAUAUCCUACAGGUUCAAAAGAAUACAUCAUGUAUGGUGAACAUCCUAGUGGGGGUUUGACUGAGAUAAAAUCUCGGGAUGUAGAGUUUUUUGAGGAUGAGUUCCCAAGAAUUGGUGAAGUUGAUAAGAACUCCCAAUUGUAUGAGUUACAAGAGAAAGUGUCUUUAGUCAGUGGGAGAAUUCUUGUAGUUAGUGGGAGUGAACCCAUAAACAGUACUUUAGAGACUCAAGUAAUUCAACUCAUUCAACGUGGGCUUAUCCCUCAUCGUCAUUUCAAUGAUAUUGAGGGAAGGGUACUUAUGUGUGCCAUGUUGGAUGGCACUGAGCUGACUUCUUAUGAAGAAGUCUUAACCUCCCUAAACUGAGAUCAAUGGUUGAUCGCUAUGAAAGAGGAAAUGGACUCGAUGGAUAAGAAUAAGGUGUGAGAACUUGUUGAUCUUCCACUAAAUAGAAAGGUGAUUGGCAACAAAUGGGUCUUGAAAGUCAAACGUUGAGUUGAUAGAUCAAUCGACAAGUAUAAGGUCCGGUUGGUUGCGAAGGGCUACACCCAAAUGGAGGGUGUGAAUUUCUUGGAGACAUUCUCUCAUGUGGUGAGAUUUGACUAUUCGUGUGAUUCUAGCCAUCGUUGCUCAUUUAGAUCUUGAGCUACACUAGAUGGAUAUUAAGACUAACAUUUCCCAAUGGAGAACUAGACGAGGAGAUAUACAUGGAUCAACCCAUCAGUUUUGUUACUGAAGGGCAGGAGGGAAAAGUGUGCUGUCUCAAACGAUCCAUAUACGGUCUCAAGUAAUUGUCUAGACAAUGGUAUCUACGGUUCAAUAGAGCCGUCACCUCCUCCAUUGGUUUGACCAUGAUGGAGGAAGACCAUUGUGUAUAUGUCCAACGGAUAAGAGAUGGGUUAUUGAUUUUGUCCUUAUAUGUAGAUGACAUCUUAUUGGUUGGAAACAACUUGGAGAUGAUUAACACCAUUAAGGAAUGACUAUCCUCUGUCUUUGAGAUGAAGGAUUUAGGGGAAGCGAGUUAUAUCAUCGAAGUUAAGAUCUCGAGGGAUUGCUCAAGGAGGCUUUUGAGUUUGUCUCAAGAGACUUACCUUCAUAAGAUCCUUGAAUGGUUUAAUAUGGAUAACUUAAAACCUGUUGAUACUUCAGUUGAUAAGGGUUGCAUCUUAAGUACUAGUCAGUGCCUUAAAACAAAAGAAGAAAAGAAACUAAUGGAAAAAAAAAAAAAAACAUACGUCAGUACUGUUGGGAGUCUCAUGUACCUAAUGAAGUGUACUCGUCCUGAUAUUUGUUUCGCCGUUGGGUUAGUAAGUAGAUACCAAAGUAAUGGAAAGUUGGCAAGAGAAUCAUGAGGCUAGCUCAGUCAACCAUCGAAGUAGAGUAUGUGGCCAGCUCAGAAGCUGGAAGACAUGCAUCCUAGCUUAGUGUUUUUCUUCAAGAACUCAGGGUAACAGCUCAGGUUGAUGAAUCUGUUGAGAUCCGUAUCGACAACAUGGCUGUGAUGCAGUUCGCACACAACCCCAAAUUCCAUGAUAGAGAAAAGUACAUAAGAAGAAGAUAUCACUACAUUAGAGGAUGAAUCAGGGAUAAGGAAGUUAUCUUGAGUUAUAUUCUUAGCGUUGAAAUGUUGGCUGACCCAUUGACAAAGCCACUUAGUCGGAAUGUAUUUGAAUCCCAUGUGACGCAUAUGGGGUUACAUAGAAUUUGAAUUCUACACUUGAUUACUGUUUACGACAUUCAUAUUGUUUUAUGCUGAUAGAUAUUUGUUAUAUUUUUUUAUGGAUAUUUGUUAUCUUCUUUCUGUUUUCAUUAUAUGACGUUGUGUUAUUGAUAUGGAAAACAUUGAAAUAGUUGCACAUGUUCAUGAAUGUCACCAGGCUUGGAUCAGUCCUCUCACACGGACGAUCGCCCUGACACCUGUGUGGUGUGUAGGACGAGACAACUUAUUAUUGGACUUAUGUGGUCAGUGUAAGUGCCUUGAUACAUGAGGGGCAUUCAAGGUCGUUAUUGUUGCCUUAGUAAGGCUAAGAUGAGUCUUAUUUGAAGAAGUCGAAUACGGAUAUAUUCUGAAUUCCAUAUUAAGCCUGAGAAUAGUGGGAUAUGAGCAUUCAUGAGUGGAGUGACUUAGGCUAGUGCCUAUGUGAUAACUGGGCUGACAUCUGUAUGGUGUUUUGAGUGUGACAUCCUUGAUUAGUGGGAGCUCCAUCGUAGCAUGCACAUUAUAUAGCAUGCGCUUAUUCGACCGCUAUAGGGAAGUGAUAAGAUUGUUCUCUCGUUGUCAUUGUGUGGGACCCUAUUCACAUAUGUCUUCUUACAUAAAAUUGUUUCAUGAAGUUGAGGUUCAAUUACACUACUUUAGCAUGCCACCCAAUUGGUUAGCAAGAAAGCAGUUAGGUGGGCUAUGACUGGGCAAGUGGUUGAACCAAGAGGUGGAUUGAUUCGAAUUUUAGGAAAGAUAAUUUAUACCACAUCAUGUAAGUUUUGCAACUUAUAGUCCGGACAAGAAUUUCAAUUGAUGAUCAAAUGCUGUUUAGAGUUACUCUCAAGAGAUUGGAAGCAUUUGAUAGAUGUGUUAUGUAUUAUCUAAGGCAUAGAUGACAUUGCUCUCGUUUAUUUCUUUUUGCAGCAAUACUAUGUUGGCAUUGGUGAUUGUUUGAUAUAAUACUCUUAUCAUUAUCAUCAAGUCCGCACUCCUUGACAUCCUGUAUGAGGAGAUGACUUGAGUAUUAUCCCAUGUACCCGAGUGGGAGAUUGUUAGAAUUGUGGUUACAUUGGGAUAAGUUCCCUAAUGAUAAGAUAAUUAUUUAGAAUUUGAAUUUGUUUCAAAUUCAUUCGUAUUUGAAUUUUAACAAUAUGAUGGGAUAAGUGAUUGGAAUUUGAAUUAGAUUCAAAUUCCUAAAGAGAUAUGUCUAUUUACAUUUGUGUGAUAUAUAUAAAUAGGCAUAGAAGACAAUGAAAAAUACACAACAAUUAGAAUUAGUUUCUGAUCGCUCAUAUACUAUUUUCGGCAUCACCAUUCAAGAUUUGGAUGAACAAGGAGUGGACGAAUAAGAAAGUUUUUAUAAUUUUUUUCCAUGGAGGUCGUUAGACAAAUCAGUUUCGAUUAUUCCGCUGCAAUUCAGGUAUUUUACAUACUGUUUACAAUUUUAUUAAAAGUUCUACAGGUUGCCCUCAUCUUCAUGGACGUUUGACCUCUAGUUGUGGAGGAGGCCAAUAUUGCCGCUUACCUAGUGCGUACCUAGUCUGUGGGCUGUUGCACAUGCCCAAUAAGUUUACUCAAUGCACAUACAAAGGAUAGUUGCUGGGGAUUCUCAUCAAUGAAAAAAAAAAGGGAGUUUGUUAUGAUCUAAACCCAUGCUAGUAGUUUAUUGAGGAGCUUUUAGUUAUAUUGCUUAGUUUUAGGAACCAAGAGUUGAUUUCAGCUAACACUUUUGGGUGACCGCGUGUGAUGUUAUAUAACACAAUUAUAAUUAUUUUAAUCCCAAUUCAUUUUGAUAAAUUGACCAACUUCCAUGCUUGAUUGCCUCCAUAAUACCCAUUGCCCUUGCUUAAUUUGCUACAACAUUAGCCUGGGCAUUAUUAUCUCAAUUACCCACAAGAUGGACCCACAUUCAGCUGUGACAGAGAAUUUAUCUUGAAUGGAAAAACUGCUUGAGGAACUACAAAGAACCCUCUCUAGAUGUGAGAGUCAAAUUUAAUAUGGUGUUUCGUAGGUCUUGUGGCCAUUCUACAACAAUUACAAGCCUUUAUCCUUCUACGCCUAGUUUUUUUGUCUGGAAUUAAUAAUGUAAGUUUCAAAAACAUCUUUACGUUAGUUCUUACUAACCAAACACAACCAUCCCCCUUUAUCCAAACUUGGGAUUGACUGUAAAUAGGAGGAAUGCCUUUAACACUAAAAAUGUUGAGGGAUCACUCAAUUCUUAGGCAGAGUUUAUUUUGGUCAUUUUAGUGCAAGAGAAUUUAUGUAUUAUCCAAAAACUAUAUCUAACAUGUCAUUUUAAAAAGAAGAGGUCUGCAGACUGGCUGGGUGAGAAGCCUGCAAGAAGAUGGGAAGCUUCCUAGAAUAUUUUUGGCAAUGACAAUUUGCACUUGUUAGAUACCUUUAAAGUCCUUAAUGCUCACUCAAAUAAUUUUGGCAAUCCUGGCCUUCAAAUCCCCUCGUGAUGACAGUAACAAGGGAGUGAAGCCUUUUCAUGAGCUGUUUUAGCAGUAUGAGUGUUCACUAUUGCAGUCCUUGGCAUAUGCUUGGAUAUUAAGCUUAAAAUUAAUGGCUCAAAACUUUGUUAAUUGAUUGAUUUCAUAUGAUCAAGAUACAGCACAAUUAAAUAUGUAUGUUACACCCAAAACGGUGUCAAAACAAAAGGCCAAGUCUAAACCUAAGUGUAUUAUUUGUCUUGUUGUUACUACUUGCCAAAUGGAAGAUUACUGCAUUAUUAUGGGGAUCAAGUCCUUUGGUUAUAGUCAGGUUAUGUGUUAUAUUGUCCUCAAAUUUCAAUUUUUCAUCCUUAUCUUAUUACACGGUUCAAUGAGUUUUGAUAAAACACAUUCACACGGUUAUGUGCACAUAGGUAAUGUCAUAUUAUGGAAUCACUUCGAUGUACAAUAAAUGCAUAAUGUUGACUUUUGAUUAUUUCUUUUAAUACAGGGAUAAGGUAUUUGUUUUUAUGGGAUGGGGACUGAUGUCACUGGUGUUAUAGAAACAGUGCCAUCGCCUCGUGACAUAAAGGUGCAUCGUUUGAUGUGCACAAGAUUAAUGAUAUUGGUUGAUAGAAUUUUAAAGAUAUUUCCGGAUAUAGAAGUGUGUCGUCCUCGGUGCUCAUCCGGAAUACAGCCACUUUGCUUGUUGAAUAAAGGAAUUGAGAAAGCCCAUUUACUAUUUCAGCACUGUAGCGAGUCCAGUAAGCUUUACUUGGCAAUAACAGGGGAUGCAAUACUUUCAAGAUGUUUAAAAUCAAGGAACUUACUGGGGCAAAGUUUAAGCCAGAUUGAAAGUAAUGUUCCAGUAAUGUUGGCUGCAGAGAUCUCUCGCAUAAUUUCUGAUAUUAGGGGUGCAAUAUUUAGCUUGGAUUCAUCAGAAGAGGCUGCAGGAAAGGCCUUGCGAGAGCUCCUCCAGCAGUAUGCAUCUUCAAGACCUGCAGAUGCAACAGAAGAAUCUGCAAUUGAGGCUAUUAGGUUUGCAGCUUUGAGGCUUCAAAUUACAACUCAAAAGGAUCUGUUGAUAGAGAAACGGGCUAUUAAAAAGCUCCUUGUUAAAAUUGGUGGUGGUGAUCUUCCAAAAAGGCAGAUCUUACUGUUCCUUGUGAGCCUUUUGGAGCGGCAUGGAUCAUUAAUUGUGAGGGAGCAAGCAGAGAAUUCCUAUGUGCAGCACGAGGAAUCCUUUUCAGUUUCAAGCUCUUAUAAUGCAUCUUCUGUGGAAUCUUGUGCAGAGCAUGGACCUGACGAGGUCAAAAUGGACAUGUUGAGUAGAUGUGUACCACCUGAGGAAUUCAAGUGCCCCAUAUCUUCAGGAUUGAUGUAUGAUCCUGUUGUCAUUGAUUCUGGACAAACAUUUGAAAGGAUGUGGAUACAGAAGUGGUUUGAUGAAGGUCAUGAUACAUGUCCAAAGACUAAACAAAAGCUACUUCACUUGUCAUUGACACCAAAUGUUGGCAUGAAGGACCUCAUUUCAAAGUGGUGCAGGGAUAAUGGGGUCACCAUUCCAGACCCAUGCAUCCGUUCAACAGCAGUUCACUCAUUAGAAACCUCUUUCACAUCCAUUGCUAGCUUGAGCAAUUCUAUGAAUAACUUGCGUCUUCCUAUAGAUUUGAGCAAUAUAUCACUUGGAUCGUUAGAUAGUACCAAUUCAGAUUCCUCACAUGUUAAGAUCACGGAUAGCUCAGACUUGGUGUCAGUGCAGACCAAGGACAGGUAUCGGAGAAUUCAAUCUUGUCCAAAGACGCAUGAAAGGAGCAAGUGUUCCUUAAACAAUCUUGAUGAACUUCCUUGGGAAUCUCAAUGUGAAGCAGUUGAUGAUGCCAAGUGGUAUCUGGAACACUGUGAUCAUGCUUCUAACGCCAAGUCUUUGGAGAACUUUGUUGAACCACUUAUUCAAUUUUUGAAGCACGCACAUGACCUGCAUGAUGUAAAGGCUCAGAGAAGUGGAAUUUGGUUAUUGUUGGAGUUGGUGAGCAUGUACAGAAGCAGUGAACCACCUCUACAUGAAGAAUCAUAUUCUCUAUUAGCAUUAUUGCUCAAUUCUGAAGUAGCUGAAGAAGCUCUUGCAAUAAUGGAGGUGUUGUCUUGUCAGGGACGUUGUAUACCUAAAAUUACUGCAUCAGGAGCACCUUAUUCAGUCUUAAACAUGCUCGAAACAGAAAUUCGAGAAUUCCAUGGACCAGCCAUUAGAAUACUGUGUAACUUAUCCUCAAGCAGAGAAAUCCGAUCCCUCUUUGUACCAUCAGAGUUCAUUCCUAGGUUGGUGCCGUUUUUUGAAGAUCCUGCUUUUGCCGAAUAUUGCAUAUCCAUUUUGAAAAAUUUGUGCUAUAGUGAAGAUGCCAGGGCUUCUAUUGCUGAAACUGAUGGAUGCAUCGCUUCCAUUGCUAAGGUGCUUGAAACCGGCAGCCCUGAAGCCCAAGAGCAUGCAGUAGCAGUUCUCAUUUCGUUAUGUUCUCACCGUAUUCAAUACUGCCAUUUGGUCAUGGAAGAGGUUGCAAUCCCCGUCCUCAAUAGCAUAAAAACAACCGGGAAUGAGAGAGGCAAGGCAAGUGCAAUGGAAUUGCUUCGGAUCUUGCGAGACGUUGACUAUGAUCACGAGGAAAAAUGCUUGGGAUCUGACGCGUUCCAACCAAAAGACACUAACAACCACUACAACAAGAAGAAAUCAUCUUCCAAAGCAUCUGGAAUUUUCGGGAUGAAGAUAUUCUCAAGACGGCGCUGACGAAGAAGAAAUGAAAUGAAACUCAAGAUGUCCUUUUUUCUCAGAGGUUGUGGCCACCGCAACUUUACCGUGGUGGCAACCUGGAGUUUGCUCAGGUAUCAGUCUCAGCAUCUCCAGCCACCGUAGAUUUUUAUCACCGGAAAGCUAAUACAGCAGUAGUACCAAGGGCGAGCGGUUAUGUGCUUAAUGGUUCUUCCUGCCAACUAGGUUAUUACUCUAAUAUAGGCUGUUUAUUCUUCUUAUCUGGAAAACAACAUCAAUUCCACGGCAAAGCUAGCUUGCCAGUGGGGUUGUUUGCUUCUUCUUCUUCUUCUCGCCAGCUUUUACUCUGAUGUAGGUUUGAUUAACCAUACAUGAACUUUAGAGAUGAAUUGAUGUAUAUAAUUACUUACACUUGUUUCGUAGUUUGGUAUGAUAUAAAUAUAGAGAUUAUAUCAUCA